AGAUGCCCAUCCUCUGCCAUCUAAGAACUUCAACAUAAUCUCUCUUAGAACAUAAAUUUUCAGAAAUUUUCUGUCUCUCAAAGUAUUUUCUUCCAAUUCAAUAACUGCUAUGGGCUUUGUUUUUAUUUUUUAUUACCUAUGUGAAGUUCUCUGUCUCUCAGGAACUAUGAUUUGAUUCUGGAUUGGAUUCUUAGAAUGGAAAAUAAUAUGCUCUUUUUUCUGGUUAAGUUCCAUAAGUUUGGAUACUUCUAUUAAGAGAAAGGUAAAAUGUGGAUGGAAGCCAAUAGAAAACAUGUUAAAGUAUAUACUACUCAAAGAUUCACGUGGCACAUCUCAUCUUUGAUUUACCUCUUAGGAACAACAAGGUAAACAGUAUACUAUAGUCAUUCAGGUUGUCAAAGGUAUGAGCAACAUAUGUUUUUAAAGUCACUGAUUUUAUCAUUCUAUAAAUGUGGAUCAUGAAAUGAAUCAACUGUGAAAAUCUGGAAGAAAAUGCAGUACUUGCCAAAGACCACAGGUUUUCCGAAGGUCAACAAUGAAAAACAGAACCAUGUUUGGUGAGUUUAUUCUACUGGGCCUUACAAAUCAACCUGAACUCCAAGUGAUGAUAUUCAUCUUUCUGUUCCUCACCUACAUGCUAAGUAUCCUAGGAAAUCUGACUAUUAUCACCCUCACCUUACUAGACCCCCACCUCCAGACCCCCAUGUAUUUCUUCCUCCGGAAUUUCUCCUUCUUAGAAAUUUCCUUCACAUCCAUUUUUAUUCCCAGAUUUCUGACCAGCAUGACAACAGGAAAUAAAGUUAUCAGCUUUGCUGGCUGCUUGACUCAGUAUUUUUUUGCUAUAUUUCUUGGAGCUACCGAGUUUUACCUCCUGGCCUCCAUGUCUUAUGAUCGUUAUGUGGCCAUCUGCAAACCCUUGCAUUACCUGACUAUUAUGAGCAGCAGAGUCUGCAUACAACUAGUGUUCUGCUCCUGGUUGGGGGGAUUCCUAGCAAUCUUACCACCAAUCAUCCUGAUGACCCAGGUAGAUUUCUGUGUCUCCAACAUUCUGAAUCACUAUUACUGUGACUAUGGGCCUCUCGUGGAGCUUGCCUGCUCAGACACAAGCCUCUUAGAACUGAUGGUCAUCCUCUUGGCCGUUGUGACUCUCAUGGUUACUCUGGUGCUGGUGACACUUUCUUACACAUACAUUAUCAGGACUAUUCUGAGGAUCCCUUCUGCCCAGCAAAGGACAAAGGCCUUUUCCACUUGUUCCUCCCACAUGAUUGUCAUCUCCCUCUCUUAUGGCAGCUGCAUGUUUAUGUACAUUAAUCCUUCUGCAAAAGAAGGAGGUGCUUUCAACAAAGGAAUAGCUGUACUCAUUACUUCGGUUACUCCCUUACUGAAUCCCUUCAUAUAUACUUUAAGAAAUCAGCAAGUGAAACAAGCUUUCAAGGACUCAGUCAAAAAGAUUGUGAAACUUUAAAAAAGGAGAUUACACUUCAAAAUACAUUUUCACUUAACAAAUAUGCAUUGAAUGUCUAUAUUUCAAGUGCUAAAUUGGCCCUUGAAGAUUAAAAUAGGAAAAGUAUAUGUCUUAAUUUCAAGAAAACUAUAGUCUAGAAUCAAGGAAAGAUAUAUAAAUGGUAAAUUUAUGUAAUAAAUUUACAAAAAACAAAAUAAUAUUUUAAUUGUUAUUAGAGAAGAGUGAAUGGGGAUCUGAAAAGGAACAGUUGGAAAGAAUUAGUUCUGUUUUCCAUAAAUUAUUUGAAAUUUAAGAAGCAAAACAGAUUGUUUAUUUAGAAGAGUAGGAGGAUAAGAAUUUAGAGUGAAAAAGGAAACCAGAUCAUAAAAGUAAGUAAUUACAACUACUGAGUUAGCUGGGUUUCAUGAGUCAAGAAAUUUUCAGAAUUGUUUUGAGGAGAAUGUAGUAUCAGCAUUGUUCUUCAGCAUGGAGCCCUGGAGACUAUGUUUCCAUCGAGGAGUGAAUAAUUUUUCUUCUCCUCCAUUUUUUCAUCUAUAUUUCAAAUGUAACCAUUGCAACUUCCCUCCUUUCAUAAGAGGAAAAUGAAAGAAUAUAUAUUUAGUCUACUUUUCUCCAAAUGAGGAGAAAAUUUUUAAGAUUUUUGUCAACUUAAUAUGUCCAUUUUCUAGUUUAUGGUUAAAACAGGUUUCUAGAGACAAGUUUAGAAGGCUUUCAUUCUCCUAGACAAAAUCUAUUGUUUCUUUUCUUAGGUGACAUUUUAAGUUAAUGGCAUGAGAUCUGUUUUCUCUCUCUUUGAUAGUUUCUGGUAAUUUUUUCCUUCCUAUCAUGAUUUUAUUUUCAUCCUUUUGUUUCACUUUAUUAGAUAUUAGAAAAGAAAAUUCUGUUAUCUGGCUCUACUUCUUUAACUUUCCCCCAGAUUUUUGCUUUCGUUUGUAACAUAAACCAUGGAUGACCAUUUUAUAAAGUAAAAAGAAUAUAAAGUGUCAAUGCAAUCUUAUAUCUAGAAUGUUCCAAAUUAUGAGUCUUGAAAAACAACUAGAAAUAGACUAUCCUACCAAAAACUUUACACAUGGAUUCAAGGCAAUGACAACUUGAAUUUGAAUAGGUAGUGGUAGUGUCCAAUUUCAAUGGAAGUAAGCACUUUUUUUUAAUCUGAGCAUUUGUACACAGUUUAAUAAUAUCUUAAAAAAUUGCAGGAGCUUUGUUACUAUUUGGGGUAAAAGUGGAACACAAUCUGGUAUUUUCACAUGCUUUAUAUGUGGUAAUAUGUUGAGUAAAAUGAGGUACUUCUCAAGCAUUUAAGGAACAAGCUGGAUUGAACUGAUUAUGAGAGCAAAUUAUCAGAGCCACAGAAGGUAUUGGAGAAUGUAUAAUAUUUUUGAAAAAGUAUUUUAUGUAAAGCUGUUGCUAUUCUGAGUAUCUUGUUUUCUUUGGUUGCUAGCUAGAGAUUAGUGAUAAUAUUCAAUAUAUUCCAAAUUUAAUGCACUACAAGAACAAGAAGUGUUCUUGAAUAGCCACAUCUAAAUCAUUAAGUUCCCCUACACCCACAUUUCUACUAAAACCUAUGGUACAGUGGGAGCAAUGUCAUAUAGUGGCUUAAAACAUAGGCUUUAGUUCAAAUCCCAGAUUUUCAACUUUCUACCAAAGUUACCUGGGGAUAGUUACUUGAUCUCUCUAAGGCUCACCUCUGUCAACUCUAAAAUGUUUACAAUAAUAGUGUCUAUCUUAUAGUUUUGAGCAUUCACUGAGAAAAUAGAUGUAAAAUAUUAAAAGACAGCCAGUAUUUAUUGUGUUUAAUAAAUGACAUCUAUUAUAACUAUAUUAUAAACAAUAUAUUUUUCAAGGAACUGGAGCUUAACUAGAAAGAAGGCAUUAAAUUGGUUGGUUUAAUAUAGCAGGGACAGUAAAAAUGUUGGCCAUUGUACUUGAAAUCCAUCUGCACAAGGCCAGCAUAUUUCUACUCUCCACACAUCCAGCUGCAUGCUGGGUAGCUGGGUCAGCAAAGAUCUUACCUACUCUUCAGAUAAAGCCAUCAAAAUACUUGGCAGCAGGUUAUAAGAACUGGGCUAGCAUCAACUUCAUUGCCCUAGAUAUCUAUGGGAGAGACAGGAUGUAUUAACAUGCUGAGACAAGGAAGGAAGGUACUUUGUGUAAGUUAAUGUUUAAGAUCACUAGGCAAGAGUUCACUCAGCAUUCUUUAUAUAAGCAUUUGGAAAUGAACAUGGAAAAGAAUGUAUCACCUUCUAAAUGAGCUUGUCAAAAAAAAAAAAGCAAGUCAUAUUCUUCUAAAGCUGUUCAUCUAGUCUGGCUGUAUGUUAAUUCAUACUUGGAAUGUAAUCCAAGUCAUAGAUAAGCAAAAGGAAUGACUUCACAGAGUCUGGUGCUGAGCUACCAGAAUAUUCAGUAUCUAAAUAUAUAAAAUGGUGAGUUUGAUUCCUCAUGUCACCAAAGUGGACAAGAAUUAAAAGAAACAGCUUUAGCUGCCUAACAUUCUCAGAAUCAUAUUAUACCAGUGCUAGGGUGAGGAGACUAUGAAAAUGAGUAAAAGCCAAUCUGCUACAUUUGGGCAUUCAUUCUUCUAUUGCCUCUCUUUAAAGCUGCCAGAGCUUGUGGAUAUAUGGAUUACAAUUCUAAACAGGUAGUCUUCCAGCAUCAUUUCUUGCAAAGAGUUUUAAAUAAAAUUCAAAACAAUAAAAUAUAUUUUUUAAUUUUUUUUAUUUCAGCCAGGAUCAGUGACUCACACUUCUAAUCCCAGCUCUUUGGGAGGCUGAGGCAGGCGGAUCACUUGAGGUCAGGAGUUCAAGAACAGCCUGGCCAACACAGUGAAACCCCGUUUCUACUAUUACAUUGAUAGAAAAGUAAUUGUGGUUUUUGCUACUAAAAGUAAUGGCAAAAACUGCAAUUACUUUUGCACCAACCAAAUAAAAAUACAAAAAUCAGCCAGGCAUGGUGAUGCGUGCCUGUAAUUCCAGCUACUGGGAAGGCUGAAGCACAAGAAUCACUUGGAGUACAAGUGGCCUUUUGUUACAUCAGUGAAUUAAAUAGUGGUGAAUUCUGGGAUUUUAGUGCACCUGUCACCCAAGUAGUAUACAUUGGACCUAAGCUGUAGUUUUUUUAUCCCUAGCCCCCUCCCAUCAUUCCCCUUCUGAGUCUCUAAAGUUCAUUAUACCACUCUGUGUGCCUUUGCAUACUCAUAGCUUAGCUCCCACUUACGAGUGAGAACAUACUUAUAAGUGAGAACAUAGUUUUUGGUUUUCCACUCCCGUAUUACUUCACUUAGAAUAACGACUUCCAGCUCCAUCCAAACUGCUGCAAAAUACAUUCUUUUGUUCCUUUCCAGGCCAGGUGCAGUGGCUCUUGCCUGUAAUCCCAGAAAUUUGGGAGGCUGAGGAGGGUGGAUCACUUGAGUUCAGGAGUUCGAGACCAGCCUGGCCAACAUGGUGAAACCCUGUCUCUAUCAAAAAUACAAAAAUUAGCCUGGUGUGGUGGCACGUGCCUGUAGUUCCAGCUACUUGGGAGGCUAAGGUACAAGAAUCACUUGAACCAGGGAGGCAGAGGUUGUAGUGAGCUGAGUUUAUGCCACUGUACUCCAGGCUGGGCAACACAGCAAGACUCUGUCUCAAAAAAACAUAAAAUAAAAUAAUAAAAAAUGUUGCUUCUUUUCAUGGCUGAGUAG
This is a messenger RNA of Homo sapiens (human), 5141 nucleotides long. It is a transcript of the gene OR6C4, whose product is annotated as olfactory receptor family 6 subfamily C member 4. Gene Ontology annotation, molecular function: olfactory receptor activity; G protein-coupled receptor activity. The transcript is spliced from 2 exons. Gene Ontology annotation, cellular component: plasma membrane; membrane. Bases 536 to 1465 code for a protein of 309 amino acids. Gene Ontology annotation, biological process: G protein-coupled receptor signaling pathway; detection of chemical stimulus involved in sensory perception of smell. NCBI's taxonomy places the organism in Eukaryota, Metazoa, Chordata, Mammalia, Primates, Hominidae. The record is from RefSeq and is marked validated.